This is a messenger RNA of Cylindrotheca closterium, 498 nucleotides long. The record is from the annotation of a GenBank genome assembly. NCBI's taxonomy places the organism in Eukaryota, Bacillariophyta, Bacillariophyceae, Bacillariales, Bacillariaceae.
AUGGGUGAUUAUCAAGCUGCUGCGGAACGAGCAAUCACGAAAGCUGACAUGUUUGCGCAGUAUGCACCAUCCAUGUACUUUGUUAUGAGCGAGACGUUCGGCCGAGGACUAUCGUUGUUCGCAAUGGCUAGGAAAACAAAGAAGCGAUCAUAUGAAAAGGAGGCCAACGCUAUCCGCAAGCAAGUAGCCAAAUGGCUGAAGGCUGGCAAUCCAAAUGUUGAACACUUUUAUUAUCUAUUACAAGCGGAGUACGAAGCAUUGGAAAACAAGCACGACAAUGCCGAUGAAAGCUACAGAAAAGCGAUCGCUAUGGCGAAGGCUGGCAGCUAUCUGCAAUGCAUUGCCUUGUUCCAUGAGAGAUACUCGGAAUUCCUCUUGCAUGUCCGUUCUUGCAGGGAAGAAGCAGCACACCAUUCGAGAGAAGCGGCGACAUACUUUGAAGAGUGGGGAGCAAUGGCAAGGGCUCGAGAGAUAAGGGAAAGCUUGACAAGAGGGUGA